This is a messenger RNA of Onychostoma macrolepis, 2743 nucleotides long. It is a transcript of the gene cbsa, whose product is annotated as cystathionine beta-synthase a. The transcript has 15 exons. NCBI's taxonomy places the organism in Eukaryota, Metazoa, Chordata, Actinopteri, Cypriniformes, Cyprinidae. Gene Ontology annotation, molecular function: cystathionine beta-synthase activity; cysteine synthase activity. The record is from RefSeq and is a predicted model, not a curated record. The coding region runs from base 51 to 1865 and encodes 604 amino acids. Gene Ontology annotation, cellular component: cytoplasm.
UCCAGCCAAUCAGAUUGCGCGCCAACACAUGGCCUUUUCCCAAAUAAGUGAUGAACCCCGUUCAUAUAAAUGACGUGACGCAGGUACUUCUGUAUGCACAGCUGUUAAAGUGGACGGUCGGCGCUUAUCAGCAAGAGAACUAUAGAGGAAUCAUGCCUUCAGUUCCAUCCAACAAAGAGAAUGACAGUCCUGCCUGCCCUUUUUCUGGCAAGAAGACCACUGGCAAGAAUGGUGUUGAGAAGUUGGUUUCAGAUAACGUAGACAGAACCCUGCAGCUGAAUAGAGAAACUGUGGCCACUGAUCCAAAAUGGAUUCGUCCUGACCUGCCAAGCAGAUGUACCUGGAAACCAGGAAUGUCUCUUGAAAAUUCCCCUCACAAAUACUUCCCCAGGACAAAAGCUGAGAAGAUUCUGCCCAACAUCCUGGACAGGAUUGGAGACACACCACUGGUCCGUAUAAACAAGAUCUCGAAGACUUUUGGACUAAAGUGUGAACUUUUGGCCAAGUGUGAGUUCUUUAAUGCUGGUGGUAGUGUGAAGGACCGUAUCAGUCUGCGCAUGGUGGAGGACGCAGAAAGGGAAGGCAUCCUCAAACCCGGAGACACCAUUAUAGAGCCCACCUCUGGAAAUACAGGUAUUGGUCUUGCAUUGGCUGCAGCAGUGAAGGGUUAUCGCUGCAUAAUUGUUAUGCCUGAGAAAAUGAGCAUGGAAAAGGUUGAUGUCUUGAGAGCUUUGGGUGCUGAGAUUGUCCGAACUCCCACCAGUGCACGGUUUGACUCCCCUGAGUCCCAUGUGGGUGUGGCUUGGCGCUUGAAGAAUGAGAUUCCUAACUCACACAUCCUGGACCAGUACCGCAAUCCCAGCAACCCCCUGGCUCAUUACGACACCACUGCUGAGGAGAUCCUGGAGCAGUGUGAUGGUAAAGUGGAUAUGCUGGUGGCAGGAGCCGGCACAGGUGGCACUAUUACUGGUGUUGCUCGCAAACUGAAGGAGAAAUGCCCAAAUAUUAAGAUUGUUGCAGUGGACCCAGAGGGCUCGAUCCUCGCUGAGCCUGAAGAGCUAAACCGGACUGAUAAAACCCAGUAUGAGGUGGAGGGCAUCGGAUAUGACUUCAUACCCACUGUCCUGGAUAGAUCUUUGGUUGACAAAUGGUACAAAAGCAAUGAUGAGGAAUCAUUUGCCAUUGCCCGAAUGCUUAUAAGAGAUGAAGGGCUGUUAUGUGGUGGGAGCUCAGGCACUGCCAUGGCGGCUGCAGUAAAGUUUGCCAAAGAGCUGAAGGAGGGACAGCGCUGUGUCGUGAUUCUGCCAGACUCCAUUCGCAACUACAUGUCCAAGUUCUUGAGUGAUAAGUGGAUGUUCCAGAAGGGCUUUCUGAGGGUGGAAGACAUCAUGGUGAAUAAACCCUGGUGGUGGAAUCUGAAAUUACAGAGUCUAAACCUUUCUGCUCCACUAACUGUGCUGCCCACAGUCACAUGCCAAAAAACCAUCAAAAUCUUGAAAGAAAAGGGCUUUGACCAGGCACCUGUCGUAAAUGAAGCUGGGUUGAUUCUGGGAAUGGUGACCCUGGGAAACAUGCUUGCCUCUGUGCUUGCAGGAAAGGUCAAGCCCUCUGACCCUGUCAGCAAAGUGCUCUACAAACAGUUCAAGCAGAUUCGUCUAACUGACAAUCUGGGAAAGCUGUCUCGGAUCUUGGAAACAGAUCAUUUUGCCCUGGUGGUCCAUGAGCAGAUACAGUAUCUGACAGAUGGAUCUUCCGCUCAAAAGCAAAUGGUGUUUGGAGUGGUGACAGCCAUCGAUCUCCUCAAUUUUGUGACGGCUCGAGAGAGAAGAGAGAGAUCCAUGUCAGAAUCAACAGAUGAAUACUGAAGGCAAUAGAGCACUUCCUGCCUCAAGCUGAAUGUGAUGCACUACAAAGAAUCAUAAUGUUAGAGAUAUAGAUGUCAUAUAGUUAUUACACCCAAAUUUGGGCAGUAGGGUUGGGUGGCAUUGCUUCUUAAUAUUAUAUUUCUUGCUUAUGUGUUUCUUAGCCAAUAAUUAUGUAAACGUUUACAAAUGUUGUUAACAAAUGAUGUUUAAAGGCAAAACAGGGUCUAAAAUAGUUUUUACCACUAAUUUACGUUAAUGGAUAUAAAUAGUUGUUAUUGGCCAUGGAUGUGUAUUUUGUAUUGUGUUAUUCCAAAACUAUUUGUUUUAGUCAAUGUGACAAUUAUUGUGGUUUGUUUUCUUGCAUAGAAACGGUGCUGACAAAAGAAGAAAGAAAAAGUGAUUGUACUUUGUAUUUUCAUUUUGGUUGCUUAAUGUGAGAAAUAUUUGACAUGUCACCACAUGUAAUUCUGCUGGAUCAAAUUGAAGGCACCCUAGAAAAACCUCUGAUGGCAAAUUUUCCACUGAGGUAAAAGUGGUUACAAGUUAUAAAGCAAGGGAUGGCUGUCAAAUCCUUCUCCUGGAGGGCCACUUUCCAGGAGAGCUUAGUUCUAGUACAACUGCUUGGAAGUUUCUUGUCUUCUUUCUUAUAGACCUUUGCUUAAAAGUGGCCCUCAAAGACCAGGUCUUGUCAUAAACAUUUAUAACAUUUAAUUUGAAUCACUUCAUUUGAGUCACUUUUAUCAGUGAGGGCCAGGUUAAUCAAUGUGAUGUUGCAGUAACAACCACAGUGAAGGCAAGUGGCUUUGGCACAAAGUGUUUAAAUGAACUAAAUAAAAUUAGUUUACCAGCAUGAUUGUUGAAUGUUGUUUCUUUACUCU